Molecule: messenger RNA, 558 nt
Organism: Umbelopsis ramanniana AG
Lineage: Eukaryota; Fungi; Mucoromycota; Umbelopsidomycetes; Umbelopsidales; Umbelopsidaceae
Exons: 4
Coding region: 60-509 (149 amino acids)
Biological process (GO): mRNA splicing, via spliceosome
Cellular component (GO): spliceosomal complex
Source: RefSeq, a predicted model, not a curated record
ACGACAGCGAACCAAUCUUUAUCUAGUUAUUGUCUUUAACACGCUUUCCGUCGAUCAGGAUGGCUUACAUUGAAGAAGAGAUGAAAAAGCGAAGGGGUGAAGGAGAUAUUGGCGAUCAGACAUCUGCGGAGGCUAAGGAGAGUGGAAGCUACCAUGACAUCUAUGAUGAGCUUUACAAAAUACCUGACCAUCUUAGGGUUGACAAGAAGCCUGUCGUCGAAGGCAAUGUGCAACUUUCGACGCAAAUGUUGACUGCGAUCCCUGAAGUUGAUUUGGGAAUGGAUGUACGACUACAAAAUAUUGCUGCCACAGAGCAUGCGAAGCGGGCAUUAUCAGAAAAUCAGCAAAGUGGCAACAAACAGAACAAAAACACAGAAUACAAUGCCCCAAGCCGAUUCUCUAUGCCAAAGCAAACGACGCACGACAACAACCGAUCACGCAGCGAUAAAAGGCAUACAGCGACUGACGAUGCCGUUAUGGAGCGAUUUAAAAAGAGGAUGAGGAAUUAAAUUAUGUACAAUAUCUGUUAUAAAUAGAUGAGAGUUUCUAAAAUAUUGA